AUGGCUAACAGGGAGAAGCCUGCGCGGGACGAACUCAAGAACCUCCAAGAAGACCUCGGCCCUUACUACCAAAUCCCUCUCAAGCCCCGACGAAGUGGUACUCAUUCAAGAGAGAAUAGCUUUCAAGAGCGGCAAUCCUCCAAUACUCCCGAGCCGAAACGAUCGAGCUCCAAGCGACAGGAUCCUUCGAGCAGAGAUUCUACACCAAACCGACCGUCAAAGUCGAGGACCAAGAACCAUAGUCGGGAUAUUACCUCGGACGUGGGCACGCCCAGACGGUCGUCACCGGGCAGAAGUGAAACCAAUACCCCGCGCCCAGAGUCGGUGAAGCCACUGGAGCGCCAAAAUCGCGAAAUGUCACAACGAAACCGCAGCGGGCGGGCGUCCAACCGGAACAAUGGCAAUACCCACGGAGAGGAAGUGCAAAUCUGGGAGCUGUGUAAAAGUCAAGUGGGGGAGAUUGUCUCGGGGAUCAACGCGGAGAACGACAGUCUUACUGAGCUUGUUAACAUGGAUAAGAAAGUUGGCGCCAUGGAGCUGGAAAAGAUCCCCGGAGAUUCAUUGAAGGAAAUGGAGCAGCUAUGUCGGACAGGGGUGAAGCAUUCCGAAGCUAACAUGGCAUCGCUCAAAAAUACAAUCGAGCAGCUUAAAGUGUUGCGUGCCGUGGUGCACGCCAAGGAACAACAGGACGCGCAAACAGCAGGGCCUGGCAAGAGGGCAGCCCGAGAUACUACAGCAGCAGCCUCCUCACUCUACGACUUUGAUGGAGUAGGUGACUCACCCGUACCAAGCCCUAUUGGAGGGAAUUCGCGGAAAUACGGCGAUCGAGCCAGAGACCGUGAGCGGGAGAGAGAAAGAGAACGAGACCGCGACAGCAUGCCGCCCAAGGCCGAUAGUGUCGAGCCUCAGGGAUCAGUGGGUAGCGGUGUCGGAUCAGGGAACAACAAGUCCAAAGUUGUCUUUCAGAAAGGCGACGCAGUCGCAUUCAAACCAAAGGCACUGAGUGGUGAUUCACAAUCAGAUUGGAUCCUGGGUGAAGUUGCACAGGUGAUGGGUGAAGGCAAAAGUCGACGCUACAAGGUCCUCGAUAUAGAGCCUGAAGACCAAAGCAAACAGAAGGAGUAUCGAUCAAGUGCCAGCAGCAUGAUUCCCAUCACACCUGAAAGCCAGGCUGCCACACUCAAAGAUUGGGAGUCGGGCAAAGUGGUGCUGGCGCUAUACCCCAACACGACGACAUUCUAUAAAGCGGAGGUUCACAGCAUGGACAAUGAUGGCAAGGUCAAUCUCAAGUUCGAAGGGGAAAACGACUCAUCAACACUGCAGCAGGUUGAGAGGCGAUUUGUGAUUGAGUACAGAGCAUAG
Messenger RNA from Fusarium coffeatum, 1362 nucleotides. RefSeq lists its product as uncharacterized. NCBI's taxonomy places the organism in Eukaryota, Fungi, Ascomycota, Sordariomycetes, Hypocreales, Nectriaceae. Bases 1 to 1362 code for a protein of 453 amino acids. The record is from RefSeq and is a predicted model, not a curated record. The transcript has a single exon. Gene Ontology annotation, cellular component: SAGA complex.